AUGGCAACAACCACACGGGGAAACAACACUACCGCCCAUGGUAAUGUUGGCUGCAGUGAUGGGAGUGCCAAUGGCAAUGGAAGCAACAAGCAAGAGCAGGUCGUGUGUGAUAAUUCUGUCGUUCCACCUGUAUGUGAAGCAGGCAGGGUGGGUUCCGAAGGAGGCAGGGGUGUUGGCAACCUCACAUCCACUUACCAAGCCCACAGACAAGUGGCAGGGGGAUGCAGAAGUGCAGCUGCAGCUCAUACUACUUACCAUCAUGGAGGAGGGGAGGCUGGAGGGGGCCCAAGUAGUAAUGGGGGAGUGGCUGUGUCCUCUGCCUAUCAUGCAGGAAAUGGCAGCAACGCAGUGCAGGAAGGAGAUACAGCAGGAGCAGAUGGUGCUGGAGGUGCUGCUGCAGGAGGAGGAGGAGGCGGUGGUGGUGGUGGCUCCUCAGCAAUUCCAACCACUUAUAAUGAGGGAGGGGGGGAGGGGGAGGUGGCAACGUGA
This is a messenger RNA of Penaeus monodon (black tiger shrimp), 489 nucleotides long. Its product is annotated as glycine-rich cell wall structural protein 1.0-like. Lineage: Eukaryota; Metazoa; Arthropoda; Malacostraca; Decapoda; Penaeidae. The coding region runs from base 1 to 489 and encodes 162 amino acids. The record is from RefSeq and is a predicted model, not a curated record. The transcript has a single exon.